Messenger RNA from Rhagoletis zephyria (snowberry fruit fly), 1920 nucleotides. Lineage: Eukaryota; Metazoa; Arthropoda; Insecta; Diptera; Tephritidae. The record is from RefSeq and is a predicted model, not a curated record.
AUGCGAAGUAGCAGCUCAGUAAACCGACCUAUUGUCCAACCAACAACUCAAUCAGCUAUCGCGCGUCUGGAAUUUAAUGAUCAUCAAAAUGAACUUUCUGCGAUCUUCAAUUCGAACUCAGGCGCAACUUCUAUUUCAAACUUUUCAUCAAGUGUCCAGAAGGAAAGCCGUGCUACCAGUCCAAUUGUAAACUGGCAGCUGCAGGACACUCAACUGAGCGCAUUCAAAAGCAAAAUCUCCAUACUUGAAAAGCAGCUCAAUGAGAUGAUUGCAAAGAACUCUCGCAGCAAAAUUGAAAACGAGAUAAAAGAAACAAAAAUAAAGAGUGAGUUAGAAGCAAGUCAGCGAAUGGUCAGUGAUUUGAAGAAGGAACUAGCCGCUUCAAGUGAACAGCGUGAAAAGAUCAAAGCCGAACUUGAGCAGUUCCAGAAUGAGCAUCUGAAGCAAUCGGAAGCCUUUGAUACGACCCAACUGGAGUACGAAAAAACGAUUUCUGAGCUGAAGAAUGAGAUCUUGGAGUUAAAGUCUUCAGAAGCAGAGGCCAAAACGGCGCUGGCUUCAGAAACUGUGAAACUGAAAUUUCGUGUUGAUGAACUUGAAAAUUUGCUGGAAAAGUCAAACGCUGAAAAACAUGUCUACCUGAGCAGCUUUAAUGAGUUAUCAUCUAAAGACUUUAACGUUGAACGCCUUAAGGAGGACCUGAACUCGGCCAACCAGGAAGUUGCACUUUUGAAGGAACAGGUGGAGUCGCUCCAGGAGAACGCUCGGCUCAAUGAUAUGCUUAAAGGCGAAAUUAACCACUACCAACAGGUGCAAGAAGAAAAUUCUCAUCUUAAGAAUAAGCUUAGCAUGCUCAGUGAUGUUCAUACCAAAAAUCUUGUUCUGAAAGAGCAAGUGGAAAAUCUUAAGGCACAACUAGCAAAUCAAAACGAACUUAUCCGGCAGAAGAACGUCGAUCUUGGAGAGCUGACCUUCAACAAGAAGCGAAUCAAUGAAUGGAUUCAAAUUGUUGGAGCAGACACUCCAGAUAUUGUUGUCAGUCAACUGAACGAAAUGAAACAGAUGCUGGACAUGAUUCGCAUGGAGAACGAAUCGCUGAAGGCUGAUUUAAAGGACAAAACUUCGAAUGAGUCAAUGGUGUCAAACUUUUCUAAGGCAAACGAACUGCAAAUGAGUCAGCUAAAUCAGGAAAUUUCCCAACUAAAAGCCAACUUUAAAAGACUUAACCGAAAGUGCUUACUUAUUGAAAAGCAGCGUGAAUCUUACAAAAAUGUCAUCGAUUCUUAUGAAAGCGAAGUGACCAUAGAUUUUGACAAUGUCCAGCGGAAACGCGCUUCGGAAUUGGAAGCGGCUUUGAACGAACAAAAGGAACUAAUGGCGAUUUACGAAAAUGAUCUAAAAAUUGCCAAUGAAGUUGCAGCUAAGCUAAUGGCUAAGGAGAGAGAAGUCCACGAACUUACUUCUGAGAUAGAGCGAAUUAAGAUGCUGAAUCCUCACGUGUGCACCACCAACAUCACACUGGAUGUUUCAACUUUGCAGACAAGGGAGAAAAACUUUCGCGUGAUUCACCUCAAAGAGAAUCCCAUUUCGGUCAAGAUCAACGAAUACAAUGAAGAGUUUAAUCGUCUAAGCGAGGAGAAUGCUCGAUUAAAGUGUCUGGUUGAGGUGCUCGAGUCCGGCGACGUAGCUGACAUGACACGGCAGAUCAACGAUGGACUUCAAAGUCGCACAGAGGUAGAAAAGUGGAAGAAGAAGUUUGAUUCACUAGAAAAGCGUCACAGUGGUUUGAAGGACAGCUUCAAGAAGAUUAGCAAGUCUUUUCGGGAGACCUGCCUCUACCUGACCGGCUACCGCAUUGACGCCAUUGCCAGCAAUCGCUACAAACUUACUCACNCUGAAAGACAGCUUCAAGAAGAUUAG